Brachypodium distachyon (stiff brome) is the source of this 2552-nucleotide messenger RNA. RefSeq lists its product as uncharacterized. The transcript has 4 exons. NCBI's taxonomy places the organism in Eukaryota, Viridiplantae, Streptophyta, Magnoliopsida, Poales, Poaceae. The coding region runs from base 350 to 2176 and encodes 608 amino acids. Gene Ontology annotation, molecular function: protein binding. The record is from RefSeq and is a predicted model, not a curated record.
CUCAACGCAAACCACCCCAAAUUGGCAGCGGCUCCAGUUUCUCCCUGCGCAGGACUCCUUUCCCCCCGCGGCCCAGCCUCUCAGUCUAGGUCAGCGAUUCACCCCGCCGCCGCCCGGCGGACCGCUGCUACCUCUGGUGCUCCUCCUCCUCCUCCUCCUCCUCCUCCCAAGCUUGUCGCCGACUGGGUCUCGGCUGCCAUCCCCAGCCCCAGCCGCCUCUGGUCUCUCGGCUGCUCCAGGGAGCAACUCUCCCCUCUUUCCCCACUCGGCUGCUCCAGUUUGAAGUAGUAUGAUUUUGAGGAUCUGAAUAAAGAAGGGAUAAUAUCUAUUGGGGGUCUUGUAAGUUGUAAUGGAUAAAAUACAAGCUGAUUGCCCUUAUCCUGGAUGUUUCUUCUGCGUUAUGAAGGAGGCAAACCCUAGCAAACGAAGAGCGAGUGUGCUGAAGUUCUUUAGAGAACUUCCUUCCCAAGAUGAUGAUGGCCAAGUUCUUCCUAUUAGUGGCCUUUGGAAUACUGCAAUGGCUCACCCAAACGACCCUGAAUUCAUUAACUUGGGAAUAUUUGAGUGUAUGGCAGCUUUAAUAUGGAAGGGCUUGAAAAAUAGGCGCUGGCUUUCACAUGAUCAGAAUAUUUACAUCCCAUAUUAUGCAGCCCACGUUAUUGGAUCUUAUACGAUGAAUAUGGAGGAGUUUGCAGAACGUGCUGUUCGUGCCGGAGUAAUAACCCCAUUAGUUGAACUCUUAAGAGGUAGGCUGACUUGGGUGGAGCAAAGAGUUGCUGUUAGAGCUUUGGGGCAUUUGGCUACAUACCCUAGUACAUUCGCUGCUGUUGCUGAUCAUGGAGAAGUACUUGAACUUGCGAUUCAACUUGCCUCAAGCUCGCUAGAAAUUGUGUACUCUCACUUUUACCAAUUCGUAGAUCGGAGACUUGGCUACCAUUGUGAUCUUCUUACACGUGGCAUGGGUGGUGCGGAAAUGGAAUCUCGUAAAGCUGAGGAAUGGGCUAGUCAAUUGCAGUGCUGGUCUCUGCAGCUCAUAAACUGCUUUGCAUUUAAGCCUGAGUUUCUCCAUGAUAUCUGCAAGCCUGAAUUUCUAGCCAAGUUACCUGGUAUGUGGGGUGGACUUGUGAAUGAGAACUCGCCUGCUGGUAUUGGUUUACUAAGAACAAUCUGCCAGAGUAAGCUUGGCAGAGGUCAUGUUGCUAAUAUUUCUGGUGUCAUUGAAGCUUUAUGCAACAUUGCUCGUUCUUCGGAUGACUGGCAAUAUAUGGCCAUUGAUUGUCUACUCUGGUUAGUGCAGGAUCCUAGUACAUAUCACAAGGUUAUAGAUAAAAUUGCACCGGCAUUGAUAGAUUUAGCAGAUAUUUCCACACUCGGUGAUUAUAAAAAGCUGGGUGACACUAUUGUCACAGUCCUCCAAGAAUGUAUGCAACAAAAUGGGAAUUCACGGAGUUCAGUUAGUAGUCACACCAGAGAAGAAAUUGAUGAACUCUUGAGUUCCAGGCAGAAACUUAAAUCAGAAAAGAAUAUGCCAAAGGAGGAUCUUCAUAUAAAACAAGCUGCUGCAUUGGUUGUUAAGUUGGAAGGAAAUUCGUUGUUCUCUUCAGGAAAUAUUGAAGGAGCUGCAACCAAGUAUUCUGAAGCACUCGCAUUGUGUCCAAUGAAGUCUAAGAAAGAAAGAGUGGUGCUUUAUAGCAACCGAGCUCAGUGUUAUCUUCUCCUACAGCAACCUUCGGCUGCCAUCAGUGAUGCUACCCGUGCAUUGUGCCUUCACAGUCCAUUGAAUCGACAUGCCAAGAGUUUGUGGAGAAGAGCUCAAGCAUAUGAUAUGCUUGGUUUGGCGAAAGAGAGCCUGCUGGAUGCAAUUCUCUUUAUAAAUGAAUGCUCUCAGUCCAGUGAUCCUGAUCUGUCCUUGAGGCAAAACAAAGUUCCUGAUUAUGCUGAGCGAUUGGUAAAGAAGCAGAUGCGUGCCGCUUGGUUAUUCAGAGCAUCAUCCCUAAAACAUGGUGGAAUCCAUUGUGAGGGAGAUGCUAGUGAUGCAUUUGGUCAAGAGGCUGAUGACUCUGAGUGGGAGACAGUGAGUGAAAGUGAUGGUGAGAAUGAUGAAAGGAGAGAAGCAGAUGAUGAAACUGAAUGGAAGAAUGGCAGUCACUGGGAAGACGUCUAUGCGAAAAGCUGAGAAACAGGGUUUUGUUCUAUUGUUCGUUAAGCUUUGCUAUCACUGCACUUGUAGUCAGCAGCAACAAAAACAGAAGUAGCUGCUGGCCUGCUGCACUGCUAAAGCAAAACUAAAUCGUUGAAAGUAGAUGAAUUCUGCUUGAUCAAAGGUCAGAAAAAAUUGUAGCUUCCGAAAGUAACAAUCUGGUGUAUAUUGUUUCUAUGGAGAGCAAGGCUAAAACACUAUGUAUUGCCCGCCCUUCUUGGGUCUGUCUGAGUUUCUGUGAUUGUUAAGAAUUUUCGUCUUCCCCGCUUGCUUUUGGUGUUGUAAAAUGAACAGAACAGUGCCUUGGUUUUAUCUUAAACAUCAUCCAUUUGUGAAUGAACUUUACCUUGAA